Gadus macrocephalus (Pacific cod) is the source of this 1850-nucleotide messenger RNA. RefSeq lists its product as uncharacterized. NCBI's taxonomy places the organism in Eukaryota, Metazoa, Chordata, Actinopteri, Gadiformes, Gadidae. The coding region runs from base 16 to 1128 and encodes 370 amino acids. The record is from RefSeq and is a predicted model, not a curated record. The transcript is spliced from 3 exons.
GCAGUAUAUGCAGUAAUGAAAGUUUUUUUUUUUAUCAUGCAGGAGACUGAUAGGAAAGGGUUCCGUGAGUUCCUGAGGAUGAGCGUCGAGGACUUUCAACUCCUUCUGGGGAAAGUUGAGCCUCUCAUCAAAAAGACGGACACAAAAAUGAGAAGGGCCAUCAGUGCCCGACAGAGAUUGUCCUUAACCCUCAGAUUCCUUGCAACUGGUGAGUCUUUCAGGUCACUGAGCUUCCAGUACAGGAUUGGCAGGUCUACUGUUGGCUUGAUUGUAAUGGAGACCUGCCAAGCAUUGUACAAUGUUUUGAAGGAAGAUCACAUGAAGACACCAACAACUGAGUCAGAGUGGCGUGAGAUAGCGAGCGGAUUCGAAGACAAAUGGCAAUUUCCUCAUUGCUUAGGUGCAAUUGAUGGGAAACACAUCUACAUUCAGCCCCCUGCUAAUUCAGGAAGUUCUUUUUAUAAUUACAAAGGCAGGUUCUCAAUUGUGCUAAUGGCAGUUGUAGAUGCCAACUACAAAUUCAUUUAUGCAAGUGUUGGCACUCAGGGCCGAAUGUCGGACGCAAGUCUGUUUGGACACUCAGAUCUCCGCAGUGCCAUGGACAGAGACCUGUUACAUUUCCCCCGCCCUGAGCCACUUCCCAAUACAGAUUUAAUCAUGCCCUAUAUGUUUGUUGGUGAUGAAGCCUUCCCUCUCCGUUCUGACCUUAUCAAGCCCUAUCCCCACAGAAACCUUGAUCAUGGACAGCGAAUUUUCAAUUAUAGAUUAUGUAGAGCAAGGCGAACUGUGGAAAAUGCAUUUGGCAUAUUGGCAAAUAGAUUACGUGUGUUCCUAACAAAUAUUUCUAUUGAACCAGAUAAGGUAACUUGCAUCACCCUUGCUGCCCUUGCCCUCCACAAUUUCCUGAGGGAAAAAUCAGAGGCCUACGUGCCUCCAGUCUUUGUGGACAGAGAGGACGAGAACCACAGAGUCAUUGCCGGAACAUGGCGAAGAGGUGGAGAUCUUGACUCUGUGGCAUUGAGUAGGGCGCGGAAUGCCACAACCACUGCUAAAGACCAGCGUGACCUGCUGAAGGCAUAUUUUCAAUCCUCUGAAGGAUCCGUUGAUUGGCAGGAGGAUAUGAUUUGAAAAUGUUAUGCAUUGAUAUUUAUUUAUUAUCAAUUGGUUUAUACUAUUUAUAAUAUACUAUUUAUUUAUUUACGCUAUUAUACUAUUUAUUAGUUAGUUACAACAGUGUUGUUAGUUAGACAGUAAACCAAUAUUUACAGAGUAUUUAUUAUCAUCUUGUUUAUACUAUUUAUUAUAUACUAUACUUAUUUAUGCUAUUACUACUACUAUACUACUAUUUAUUAGUUACAACAGUGUUAUGUUAGACAGAAAAUCAACAUUUAACAAAUAUUUAUUGUCAUUUUCUUUAUACUAUUUAUUAUAUAUUAUCUAUUUAUACUACUACUACUACUAUACUAUUAUUUAUCAGUUCGUUAUAACAGUGUUAUGAUAGUUAGACAGUUAACCAAUGGGAUGCAACACGAUAAAUAAAGGAACAAACAAUUUACCUAAUAUUUAACAAACGCAAUAAAUAAAUUAAAAUAACAAUUGGCGAGUUCUAUAAUGUCUCUUUGAUACUAGUCAUAAUUGUAGCCCAUAGUAUUGUGCUGUGGAGGCAUGUUGUGGGUGAAGUGGUGGGUUUGCAGAGGUGUGUGCCCUGUGCUCUGCUCUGGCCAAGAAGUUUGAGCAGGGUUAGCUGUUCUCUGCUCAUUCUCCUGGGCAUCAUAGAGCAUUAACAUUAUGUUUCGGCGUAGUCUCAAGCGUGUAGUUCUGUCCUGCACAUGUUUAAGCUCACAAGCCAC